This is a messenger RNA of Caenorhabditis sp. 36 PRJEB53466, 646 nucleotides long. Lineage: Eukaryota; Metazoa; Nematoda; Chromadorea; Rhabditida; Rhabditidae. The record is from the annotation of a GenBank genome assembly.
AUGGCACGCCUCGUUCAAUUCCAACUCGUUUUUGUGUUCGUCGCCGUCUCGUUUGCUAGUGGUUUCGACGAGAAUGCGACGAGCAACACCACUACUACUGCGCUGGCGAUUCGCGCGAAAAGACAGUGCGGCGGGAUGGGCGGAUGUUGCGGCGGGAUGAGCGGAUGCGGAUGUGGAUCUAUGGGCAUGUGUGGACAGGUUUGUACCCUUUUUUAAUAAAUAGAGUUCCAACUAUGAGAACACGAUCAAUUUGCAGACGUGCUGUCCGUCGGCGCCGCCACCGUGCUCGUGCGGAACGCCCGGAUGCGUGCAGUGUGUCCAACAGACCGUCCUCGUUCCGGUGACGACGACCACGUGUUGCAAAUGCUGCCAGCCGGUGUGCACCAACGCGUGCACCAAUGUGAGUUGCUGACAAAAAACGAAGCGAGGCUCUAGGGGAACAGUUUUCUAGGCAAUCGCCACAACUUUUAGGCGGUGUAAGCUGUGCAACGUCGAAAUAAUCUGAACGUGUCAUGAGAGACGCUCCUUUUUUCAGGGCGGAGGAUGCAGUUGCGGAUGCACUCGUGGCGGUUGUUCGCGAAAAAGACGCUCGCUUCUCGCGAUCGCCAGCGCCGAAAUGAGCAAGAGAGACGAUGUGAUGGUGUGA